Molecule: messenger RNA, 5171 nt
Organism: Phaedon cochleariae (mustard beetle)
Lineage: Eukaryota; Metazoa; Arthropoda; Insecta; Coleoptera; Chrysomelidae
Source: the annotation of a GenBank genome assembly
AUAACCAAGAAAUGAGAAAUGGUAAAUGUUAAACAUUCUAUAACAAAAUUAACAUAUUCACAUAAGAUAUUAAAAAUUCUGCGAUUCCAUUCAUGUUUCCUGUGAUCCUGUGUUGAAGUGACCCAUUUAAAUGCUGUAUCUGACAAUUUCUUUCAUGGCACCUGAAAAGACAACAAUUCUGAAACAUCUUCUACAUGGAGUCAAAUUCGUUAGACUUUGUAAUACAAGGUGAACAUGUAGUUUUUCUAAGGAAUAACAUGACAAUUUCAUAUACGUAACACAAUAUUAAGACUGUACCUAUAGAAAAAAAAAAAAACUAGAACCCACCGUCCUAUCUGACAAAUAACGAUUGUAGAUCUAUUUUUCGAACUAAAAUUGGCAGAAAUGGCUGUACAAGAAGACAAAAAGAAAUUUUACUGUAGGGAAUGGGCAUUUCAGAAAUUAGCACAUUGCCUUGAUCAAAGGCCUGCCUCGAAAACAUGUGGUGCUCUACUGCUGGGAGGUUCUGGUUGUGGAAAAACUACAUUUUGUUCAGAGCUAUGUUGGCCCUCCCAAGGGCCUGCCAGUAGGCAACAAAGGGCGCUAAAUAGAAGACUACUAGGUUAUCACUUCUUGCAAGGACAUAACGAGAAGAGUCUGUCAUUGAGCGAGUUCAUUAGGUCUCUAGUAACACAAAUUCUCAAUCAUUCCACUGAGAGCCAUAAAGAACGGAGUAUCAGACGUAGGAUGGCUCAGGAAACUCAAAACACCGAAGAGGGCUCUCUUUGCAGCCCAAAGUUGGUGAAAAACAUUUCCUAUGAACAAAACCUAUCAGAGAAUUGUAGUUUACCUCAAGAGAGUCUAUAUAGUAAUGUUUAUUCAGAAAACUUGCUAUCACCCACUCUGGAAGCCAAGAAAUCAGCUGAAAUUCCACCUGUACCCAGUCUACCUGCUAAUCCUCGUACUAUCAUAGCUGAUGCCUACUUGGAGAAACUAAAAUCUGAUCCAGAGAUCCAGAUAGCCCUUAGGGCAAAGAACAUUGAAAUGAAUCCCGACGAUUGCCUCAAAAGGGCUCUAUUGUUCCCUCUACUUGAAAUCGAUCCUCCAAAAACCUCACUAUUUAUCCUCAUAGACUCCAUAGAUGAACUUUCUUUUGUAUACUCCAAUUCAACUUUGACUAGGUCCAAACCGAGAGAUAGAACGUCACAGAGUAAAACGAUAGCUGAACUCUUGGCCAAUCACCACCAUUUGUUUCCACAGUGGUUGUUACUAGUUUGUACAGCUAAGAAACAGUCUAAGAGCAUCGCGAAAAUGUUCACUGGCUUCAGGAAGCUGAGCCUGGACGAUUUACGGAAAUCUCAAGUGGUGCGCGACGUGCAACAAUACAUCUUAGCGAGGUUAGAUCAGGAGAAUAGUCUGAGGCAACACAUCAGCAGAGACACAGCAGAGAUGUUGAACCAGUUGCAUAUAAAGAGCAACGGCUGUUUUUUGUACUUGGAGAAAGUGUUGGAUGGCGUGUCAGAUAAUUUUAUAGUGCUCAGGGAAGUCAGGGAAAUACCGGGCACCCUAAAUGGGCUUUAUUUAUGGUUGUGCCAGAGGCUGUUCAAUCGCAGACAGUUUGCCAAAGUACAACCACUGUUGAAUAUUAUUCUUGCAGCUAAAUGCGCUCUGAAUGAAACGCUACUUUUUGAUAUAGUAAGAGUUUAUAAUCCUAAAAUCACCAUUGAGGACUUUAGAAAAAGAUUUCAUCUCAUGAAUAGGAUAAUCGUGAUAUCCAAAGGAGGAGCAAUAAGAUUAUUCCAUCACUCCUUUGCCGAAUGGCUGUUAGAUAUUAAGCAUUGUACGCAAAAGUAUUUAUGCAAUAUUUUCCACGGGCACUGUAUUUUAGCAAUGUAUUACACCCUUCACGCCAAAGCUUUGAAUAAUCAAGAGAUUUAUGAUUACGUGUUUCAUCUCACCCGAAUGGAGCAAUACUUGAACGAAAAACCCUCCCAGAAGUGCCCUACACUCAUGUACAAGUUAUCACAGGAAAAGAGCAAUAGCAUUUCCCAAGGGGAGAACAGCUUGGAAAAAACUUCAACGGAAAUAUAUUCUGAUUUGAAGGCGUUACAAGAAUUGACGAAGAACUACGAGAAAGAGCUCAGCUUAGAGAUGGGUAACCUGGAAACUAGUUUUGUGGAAACCGAGAAUAGCCAGAAUAAUUUGGAUGACAGUCCAUUUAAUCUAGAAUUAGAUUUAUCUAGGACCGAGGCGAAGCUUGAAAGUGUCAACAUCAAGAGCCCAGUCUCGGAGAAAAAUCCUAUCUAUGCGGAAAUAAAGAAAAAUAAGAAGCUAAGGCCACAUAAGCCACCUAUCGUGGGACAUACGGAAAGCAAUGCACUUCAGAACAAUCUGAAUUCCUCUAGUUCCGCUCCUGUCCAAGAUCCUUCUGAAAGAGGUGUUUUGGAUGUCCACACUCUUAUAGUUCUUUGGCUGAUCAACAGCGGAUGUAACGUCGAGGAAUGUCUUCUGGAAGGCAACGAGAUAACCGGGGUGAAUUUUGGUGCUUUUCUGCCUACCGAUCCGAAGGUGCUGAAGUUGCUUCUGGAAGCUGGAGCAGUGGAGGAAGUUGAUGUCGAUGGAUGUGACUACGAGAGUCAGAUGUCAUUAGCUAGCACAUCCAGCGAGCAGAGUCCAGAGCCCCUAUUCGAUGUGCAUGAUCUACAUGGACAAGCAGCUCUACACGUGGCCGCUAGGUUAGGACAAACACAGGUCGUCAAGGUACUUUUGGAAGCAGGAGCGAAUUCUGAUCAAGCUGACGUUGACGGAUGGACUCCUCUCAGAGCAGCUGCUUGGGGCGGCCAUACUGAGGUCGUCGAAAUACUCGUGCAACAUAACUGCUCUUUGGACAGCGUCGACGCGGAGAACCGCACAGCUUUGCGUGCAGCUGCCUGGUCUGGUCACGAGGAAAUAGUCAAGGUGCUGCUCCGUCACGGCGCCGACGCCAACCUGACCGACCACGAGGGCCGCACGGCGCUCAUCGCCGCCGCCUACAUGGGCCACUCGGAGAUCGUCGAACGUCUGCUGGACCACGGCGCCGACGUCGAUCACGCCGACGCCGACGGCAGGACUGCGCUGGCCGUGGCGGCGUUGUGCGCGCCGAGGACGCCCGGCGCCGGCGUCGUGGCGACGCUGUUGGAGCGCGGGGCUUCAGUCGACCACAAGGACAAGGAGGGGAUGACGCCGCUGUUGGUCGCCUCCUUCGAGGGUCACAGGGACGUUUGUGAACUGCUUUUAGAAAACGAAGCGGACGUCGACCAUUGCGACAACGGUGGCAGAAGCCCUUUAUGGGCUGCCGCAAGCAUGGGUCAUGCCCCUGUGGUAGCUCUCCUACUGUUCUGGGGCUGCUGUAUAGACUCGAUGGAUUCAGAAGGUCGCACUGUUUUGUCCGUUGCUGCAGCACAAGGGUGUGUGGAAGUUGUUAAGCAGCUCUUAGACAGAGGCCUUGACGAGCAACAUCGAGAUAAUUCAGGCUGGACACCACUCCAUUAUUCAGCCUUUGAAGGCCAUCAAGAUGUCUGUGAAGCUUUAUUGGAAGCAGGAGCGAGAAUAGAUGAGACUGAUAAUGAGGGGAAAGCCCCAUUGGCGCUAGCAUCACAGGGGGGUCACACGGCUUUAGUUAAUUUGUUCAUAGACAAGUAUAAUGCACCGAUAGAUCAGAGACCCCACGAUGGAAAGACUGCAUUGAGGUUGGCAGCUCUUGAAGGGCAUUAUGACAUUGUACAGAUUUUGGUGUCGCAUGGUGCCGACAUCAACUCGAAAGAUGCGGACGGAAGAAGUACUUUGUAUGUUCUAGCGCUCGACAAUCGAAUAGCAAUGUCGAAAUAUUUCAUACAAAAUGCAGCAGACGUAGAAACGAGAGACUUAGAGGGUCGUACUCCUUUACAUGUCUCGUCAUGGCAAGGCCACACGGAAAUGGUCACGCUAUUGCUGACGUAUGGUAAAGCCCAAGUGGACGCCUGCGAUUUGGAAAAUAGGACGGCCCUGCAUUCGGCUAGUUGGCAGGGCCACAGCGAUAUAGUCAAAAUGCUUCUGGAGCAUGGGGCAUUGCCAGAUCAUACUUGUAAUCAGGGAGCUACUGCUUUAGGCAUCGCAGCUCAAGAAGGCCACGAACUCUGCGUGGUGGCGCUGCUGGAGCACGGCGCCGAUCCGAACCAUUCGGACGCGUGCGGCAGGAAUGCCGUGAGGGUGGCAGCCAAGUCGGGACACAGAGGGGUGGUGAGGUUGUUGGAGGAGUACAACGCCAGAUCGCACAAAAUGGCGCACACCAGCAGCAGUGCGAAUUCAAUCACCUCAGCUUCUACUGCAGAAACCAAACCUUCUUGCGCCAUUUUGUAUCCGCCAGGCGGCGCUGGCGACUGGACUGACCAGCAAAGAAGGUCCAUGGUGUCUCUUGGAAAUCACAGUUCAAACUCGAAAUCCAGCUCGAAUCUGACCGGUUCUAGUCAGUCUAGCAGGCAUGGCGAUCGACAGAGGGAACCCACACAAAACAUCCAGCCUAUGUCAUUCACACAACAGCUCCAACAGUGUAGCAGAGGUGGCAAAACGAGGCCCCUCAGCAAGCUGUUGUCCCCUCUACAAAGCGAACCCCAAAGUCCGAUUUACGCUUCCCCGCCUCUCAGUCCGGUUAAUGAUGUGCCGAAUAUAUUCGGAGCGUUGAACAUCUAUCAACCAGUCCUCAGGCACAAUAAUUUCGCGAAGGCUCCAGACACCCACUUUGCUCGAGAUACUCACAUGAGGAUCAUUUUGGGCAAUUCCAGUAACUCUCCUUUCAGCAAAGACAAAAAAUCUGAGCAAUCUUCGGAGAAUCCCAGUUCCAAAUCCAGUAACCAAAAGUCGAAAAGGAACGGCAUAGUUACGAAUCCGGCAUUGCGUUUAGUUGCCAACGUUAAGAACGGUUUAGAUACUGCUGCGGCGAAUUUACGAAAAUCCGCUUCGGGUGCUAAUCCUGCCUCCAAAACCAACAGUUUUCACUGGCGGAAGGAGACGCCCCUUUAAGAAGUGGAGGGAAAACAAUUUCCAAAUGAACUAGUCAAUAUUUAUGGUUUUAAACUCGACUCCAAGAAAUGAACAAUGCUAAUAUAACAACACUCACCUAGUCUUUAAUAUAUCAAAGAAACAUAUUUUUAAUAGACUUUUAAUUUGUCUGUAGG